Molecule: messenger RNA, 603 nt
Organism: Durio zibethinus
Lineage: Eukaryota; Viridiplantae; Streptophyta; Magnoliopsida; Malvales; Malvaceae
Source: RefSeq, a predicted model, not a curated record
AUGGAUCCAUCAUUCAGCCUCUUGCUCCCUCCUCUCCCUUUUAUAGUUUCACAUCUCACGAAGGCUCCCUCUCUCAUUGGUGGCAAAAUGGCGAAUUCAGCAUCAGGAAUGGCUGUGAACGAUGAAUGUAAGCUGAGGUUCUUGGAGCUAAAAGCAAAGAGAAGCUACAGGUUCAUCGUUUUCAAAAUAGAAGAAAAGAUUCAGCAGGUUGUGGUUGAGAAGCUAGGAGAACCCAACGACAGCUAUGAAGAUUUAAGUGCCAGUUUGCCUUCUAAUGAGUGCCGCUAUGCCGUCUAUGAUUUCGAUUUCACUACCGAUGAAAAUUGCCAGAAGAGCAAAAUUUUCUUCAUUGCAUGGUCUCCUGACACAUCGAGGGUAAGGAGCAAAAUGUUGUAUGCCAGCUCCAAGGAUAGAUUCAGAAGAGAGCUGGAUGGUGUUCAAGUUGAAUUGCAAGCCACUGAUCGGUGUGAAAUGAGCUUUGACAUUGUCAAAGGGCGAGCCCUCUAAACGGCUAGCCAACCUUGCUUGGAUCAAUCGACUAAUGUCUUCAUUUCGUCAACCUUCUUCAUUAAAACCAUGUUUGGGGGGCCCUAAAACUUUCGA